AUGAAUGCAGGUGAUUCUACCUCACAAAGUUUGAUGGGUGAAUUGGAAGAGAUUGGAGCUGAUAUUUGCUCGGACAUUGAAGUUGAUGAUUUAAGGUGUGACAAUAUUGCGGAAAAAGAUGUCAGUGAUGAAGAAAUUGAAGCAGAAGAUUUGGAGAAGCGAAUGUGGAAGGAUCGUAUCAAACUCAAAAGGCUUAAAGAAAAACAGAAGCUUGCAGCACUACAAGCUGCAGAGAAGCAAAAGCCCAAGCAGACGUCUGAUCAGGCUCGGAGGAAGAAAAUGUCGAGAGCCCAAGAUGGGAUUCUUAAGUAUAUGUUGAAGCUGAUGGAAGUUUGCAAAGCACGUGGAUUUGUGUAUGGGAUCAUUCCUGAGAAGGGUAAACCGGUAAGUGGUGCUUCUGAUAAUAUAAGAGCUUGGUGGAAGGAAAAGGUGAAGUUCGAUAAGAAUGGGCCAGCAGCCAUAGCAAAGUAUGAAGCAGAGUGUUUGGCCAUGGGUGAGGCAGAAAACAGUAGAAAUGGGAACUCUCAAAGUGUUCUUCAAGAUCUUCAAGAUGCAACUUUAGGGUCACUUUUAUCUUCUUUGAUGCAACACUGUGAUCCCCCACAAAGGAAGUACCCAUUGGAGAAGGGAGUUCCACCACCUUGGUGGCCAACGGGAAAUGAAGAUUGGUGGGUAAAAUUAGGACUACACCAAGGUCAGAGCCCUCCUUAUAAGAAACCACAUGAUUUGAAAAAGAUGUGGAAAGUUGGGGUAUUAACAGCUGUAAUAAAGCAUAUGUCACCUGAUAUUGCGAAAAUUAGAAGGCAUGUCCGUCAAUCAAAAUGCUUACAGGAUAAGAUGACUGCAAAGGAGAGUGCAAUUUGGUUAGGGGUGUUGAGUCGAGAGGAAUCUCUCAUUCGACAACCUAGCAGUGACAAUGGAACAUCUGGUGUAACUGGAACUCCUCAAGGUGGACAUGGCCAAAACAAGAAACCUGCUGUUAGUAGUGACAGUGAUUAUGAUGUUGAUGGUGUUGAUGAUGGUGUGGGUUCUGUUUCAUCUAAAGAUAAUAGGAGAAAUCAACCACUGGAUGUGGAGCCAUUGAACAGUCAAAAUGAUGCUACCAAUCCGGUCCAAGAUAAGGAGCUAGGGGAAAAGCAACCAAGGAGAAAAAGGCGCCGUGUGAGGUCAAGUCGUGCUGAUCAACAGCCUCAACCACUUCUUGUUGAUGAUCGUUUGGGUGUGGAGCAGACAAGUACUUUGCCUGAUAUAAACCACACUGAUUUACAGCUAGUUGAAUAUCAGAUGCAAGGCACUCAGCCUGAAAAUCUUACCUCUUCGGCUUUAAGGCCUCUGGAGAAAAGCCUUGUGGGUGAAUCCAACUUACAACAAUCUGACUUUAACUACUAUGCUGGUGUUCCCUCUGCCAAUGCCAAUUCUACGGAGGGAACUUAUGCAGACAGAGGACCUGCCUUUUAUCCAUUGGGCCAAAAUUCAGAGCUGCACCAUGAGAAUACUUACAGUAAUUUCUAUAAUCCAUCACUUGAUUAUGGGACCAAUCAUGAUGAGCAGCAUUCUCAGAUGACAAUGAAUGUCAGGCCAGAGGAUGACCGAUUCCUUUUACCAGCACCGCAUGGAAAUGGAAAUGACUUGACUGGAGUAGAACCGCAUCCUCUUGUCAAAGAUACAUUUUCCACUGAGCAAGAUAGAGCUGUUGAUAGGCAAUUUGAAUUUGACUUGCCAGAAUUUCCGUUUAACAGCCCAUUCCUUGAAAUGAGUUCGUUUUCAUUAGAUAACUUAUUUGUUGAUCCUGACGAUGAUUUGAUCCAAUGCUUUGGUGCAUAG
Molecule: messenger RNA, 1824 nt
Organism: Dovyalis caffra
Lineage: Eukaryota; Viridiplantae; Streptophyta; Magnoliopsida; Malpighiales; Salicaceae
Source: the annotation of a GenBank genome assembly